AUGAGUUACCUGGACGACGUACCUUUCAAAGUGACCACAAAUGUGGUAGACGAUUCUGUGGGAGAGGCACACUUGGUGCAAGCACCUGAGUUUGAGAUGCCCAAUUGUACAGAGAUCCUGAUAUACACAAUGCACGAUUUCUCACUAGAAAAGAAGGUGCUGUAUUGGAUAGAGUCCGCCUCUCGGCAAGACACACCCUGGUAUGAAGUGACCACGGAUGUUGUCCCAACAGCUCCACCUUGUUGGCUCCUCUUGGUAGACUCCAAAGAAAGCAGCCCCAAGGCGACCGGUAUCCGAAUGCAGGAUGUGUCCCCUGUGCGGAGAUGCGUGAGUCUGGAUGGCGAGGACGAAGGUCAGCGGAUUGCAAGGGUGAACAGAGACUGCUGUUCCGAGGAGGAUGAAGACUCCACAGGCGAGGGGCCUUCUUCGGCUACCUCUACAGAAAGCAACCUAGAAGAGUGCCCCGUAUCUGAUGCCGGACACGUUCCUAGCCAUUUGCCUCGUUUUUUAAGUCCUCCGCAACAAAGACCACAGACUUCACCGGUUCCAUCAACUGCCCCUUUUGAGGGCAGCUGCCCAAAGCCAGCUCUGCUCAAGCAGAGCAGAUCGUUACUUUUAUUUAACAACGUGAAGAACGAGUUGGAAAGAGUCAAGGGGAAGCUUGCGGCUUUCGUGAACCAGUCUUUGACAGAACCCAGCUUGGCUUCCAGAGCCUUUUCCCUUCACCAGCGCUCCCGGAACAGCAGGAAGCUGAGAUACAGAUCUGCCUCGGAUGCAUCCCUGGUGGGGACUUUAAGGCCCACCCCACCUUCUACACCUUGCUGUAGCCCAAGACCCCGCAGCUCUGCAGGUUUGAUCCCUCCCAUUCAAAAGCACAAGCCCACUGUUGCCUCCCUGAGUCCUUAUUCCUGCCUCCCACCCCCUCCAGGGGCCCAGCAAUCCCUCGGUUCCCACAGAAGUCAUCCGGACUCAACAGCUGACUUGCUCGAGGCACUCAGUCAAGAGGAGCGUGACCUCAUCGAGCCCGUUUUAGCCUUGGGUUAUCCGAUACGGAGGGCGAUCCUGGCUCUCCAAAAAACGGGGAGGCAAAGCUUGGGGCAGUUUCUCAGUUACCUCAGUGCCUGCGACAAGCUGCUGAAACAAGGAUACGAAGAAGCAGAAGUGGAGGAAGCCAUGGAAAUGUUCCAGAACUCAGAGAAGGUGGCUGCAGAGUACCUUCACCUCCUGGCCCAGUUCAACGACAUGGGCUUCCAGCAAGCAGACAUCAAAGAGGUCUUGCUACUGUGUGAGAACCAGGGCGAUAACGCGCUGGAGGAGCUCAUGACCCGGACCCUGUGA
Messenger RNA from Eublepharis macularius, 1338 nucleotides. It is a transcript of the gene UBAP1L, whose product is annotated as ubiquitin associated protein 1 like. The coding region runs from base 1 to 1338 and encodes 445 amino acids. Gene Ontology annotation, biological process: ubiquitin-dependent protein catabolic process via the multivesicular body sorting pathway. NCBI's taxonomy places the organism in Eukaryota, Metazoa, Chordata, Lepidosauria, Squamata, Eublepharidae. Gene Ontology annotation, molecular function: ubiquitin binding. Gene Ontology annotation, cellular component: ESCRT I complex. The transcript has 5 exons. The record is from RefSeq and is a predicted model, not a curated record.